Messenger RNA from Diaporthe batatas, 444 nucleotides. RefSeq lists its product as uncharacterized. Bases 1 to 444 code for a protein of 147 amino acids. The record is from RefSeq and is a predicted model, not a curated record. NCBI's taxonomy places the organism in Eukaryota, Fungi, Ascomycota, Sordariomycetes, Diaporthales, Diaporthaceae. The transcript is spliced from 2 exons.
AUGGUAGCCCUUGCGGACAAGGUCCUGGUCGGGCCAUUUACACUCAAGGAAUGGGAAGACUUCCUCGCCAACGACCCGCCCGAUGAUGGCGUCCGCCUCCUCCUCCGCAAGUCCAAGUCCUCCGCUCCGGGAAUCGAAUACACCGCCGCAAGAGACGCAGCCCUCUGCUUCGGCUGGGUGGACAGCACUGCACGGGGCCACGACGACGACUACCAGGAGAGAUGCUUCACGCCGCGACGGGCACGUAGCCGCUGGUCGCAGGUGAAUCGGGAGGUUGUAGAGAGGUUGAUGGGCGAGGGCCGGAUGCGUGAGGGUGGGCUGGCCGAGGUCAACCGGGCGAAAGCAGAUGGGAGGCUAAUGAACAUCAAGGGGCCGGCGACGAAGACUAAGAAGAUACAAUUGUUUGUCGAGAUUUUGGAAAGGAAUGAGACCUUGAAGGCAUAA